This is a messenger RNA of Hypoxylon trugodes, 4347 nucleotides long. RefSeq names its product P-loop containing nucleoside triphosphate hydrolase protein. The record is from RefSeq and is a predicted model, not a curated record. NCBI's taxonomy places the organism in Eukaryota, Fungi, Ascomycota, Sordariomycetes, Xylariales, Hypoxylaceae. Gene Ontology annotation, biological process: transmembrane transport. Bases 1 to 4347 code for a protein of 1448 amino acids. The transcript is spliced from 18 exons. Gene Ontology annotation, cellular component: membrane. Gene Ontology annotation, molecular function: ABC-type transporter activity; ATP binding; ATP hydrolysis activity.
AUGGAGAAAAAGUACGCCGAGCUGGGAGAAGGCUCUGAGAAGCCACACGAUGAAGCUUCUACUAGUGUCCCGGGCCCGGUUAAUCAAGAUAUCCCCAUAGAUCAUGUAUUACAGCAAAGUAGCACAGCAGCGGAGUUCCCCAGGGUUGAUACUUCCGGCUCGAUCUCGAUAGAAGCAAAUCCGCCUUCACCCUCCAUAGUGAGGGAGUCAUCGACCAUGGAUCUCCUAGGAGCGUCUGCUCCGCCCGGUAGGACGGCGUCGAUCUCGUCGCAAUCUUCAUCGGCCUUUUUGUCCGAGCAUGGCGGACCUUCACGGCCAACUAGCGAGCAGCACACAAUAUCCGUAAGGCCAUCAUUGUCGGCGCUCCCUCAGCCUCCAGAAUCGCAAGCAGGGGGUACAACUCUCUCGCCAAUCCCAUCAGCCUCUCCUGGAAAUAGCAUUGGCCCAGCUUCCCCUAUCAACGCUUUCCAACCAACACCUCCUGCUGCCGCUACCACUGCUCCUAUUGGACCUGCUGCUACUGCUGCUGCCGCCGCCGCUGCUGUGCCUCCAACUAUGCAAAAGCCUGCCCCGUCUACGAAGGCUAAGCUUAAGAAAACCUCUUCGAAUUUCAUCAGGAUUUUUGGAUAUACAACAUGGCGCGACAGAGCAAUGCUAUCCCUUUCAGUCGCAGCUGCAAUGGGAGCUGGUGUCGCCUAUCCCCUGAUGACGUUGGUCUUCGGUCAGCUUGUUGGAAGCAUUGCAAACGCUAGGGCCAAUUUGACUGGGCCUGGUGCGCAAGCACACUAUACGCAACUCAUCAACCAAUACGUCCUCUUUAUGGUGUACCUUUUCAUAGGUAGAUUCGUACUGGGAUAUGUUGCCACUUUAGGAUUUCGCAUCAUGAGUCUUCGUAUCUCUUCGGCGAUGCGUCUAGCAUACUUCAAAUCCUUGAUUGGACUACCAGUAUCGUUGCUAGACACGCAACCUCCCGGCCAAGUCGCUGCGAUUAUAACCACCACAGCCAACACUCUUCAGAACGGCAUAUCCGAGAGACUAGCAGCAAUUAUCCAGAAUUUGUCGAUGUUCGUGUCUGCGAUCGUGAUAGCUUACUCUCGCAGCUGGAAGUUGAGCUUAGUUACUAGCAGUGGCUUGCUCUUGAUCACAAUAUGUUAUUGCAUCACGAUACCAUUCGUUGUAAAGAAUAUGAAGCAAGUUGAAGAUGCAAACAUCAAGGGAUCUGCAGUUGCGAGCGAAGCUUUCAGCUCCAUUAGGAUGGUCGCUGCCUACGGAGCUGAAUUGAAAAUGGUGAAGAAAUACAAAGAAUGGGUUGAUGAGGCGCAACGUAGAGGUCUUAGACUAUCAAAAAUAGUGGCUGUUCAGCAAGGAACCAUCUACUUCAGUGUCUACGGGACUUUUGCUCUGACGUUCUGGUUCGCGGUGAAGUUGCUGGUUAAUUUAGAAAUUGACAGCGUCGGAACAUUAAUUACUGUUUUGAUGUGCAUAAUGACAAUUGUCUUGGGAAUUGGUGGUAUUGCAGCGCCAAUUUCAGCAGCUGCUCGUGCUGCCGGCGCUGCUAGCAUUCUUUUUAACGGUAUUGACGCACCUAGACCUGUCACCACUGGACUCAAAGCCCCUGAUGUCUCAGCGGCAGGGGACAUUGUGCUCUGGGGGGUCAACUUCACAUACCCCACGAGACCAAAGCUGAAGGUCCUUGAUGGGUUAAACCUGGUACUCCCUGCAGGCAAGAUCACAGCUAUUGUGGGUCCUUCAGGGUCUGGGAAAAGCACAAUCGUAGCUCUCAUAGAGCGAUGGUAUGAACUGGAUGGGGACAACGAGCAAAAGAAACUGGUCCAAUUCUUCCGCAACGGCACAAUAAAAGUUGGGGAUACCAAACUGAUCGACAUAGACCAGAAAUGGUGGCGAUCGCAAAUCGGUCUCGUGCAGCAAGAACCAUUUCUUUUUAACACCACAAUUUUCCAAAAUGUCGCAAAUGGUUUAAUAGGUACAGAAUGGGAAGAGGCCGGUGUCGAGAAGAAGAGAGAAUUAGUAGAACAAGCCUGCAAAGAAGCUUUCGCCGACGAGUUCAUCUCUCGACUUCCCGAUGGAUAUGACACACAUGUAGGAGAUGCCGGCAUAAGAUUGAGCGGUGGUCAAAGGCAACGAUUGGCGAUCGCUCGUGCAAUUGUCAAACAACCAAAGAUUUUGAUCCUCGAUGAAGCGACAAGUUCAAUCGAUGUUCGUGGUGAGAAGGUGGUCCAAGCUGCAUUGGAUAAAGUCUCCAAGAAUCGCACUACGAUCAUGAUAGCCCAUCGAUUAUCAACAGUCAAGAAAGCUGAUAAUAUCGUGGUCCUCGCCAAGGGUAAAGUUGUUCAAUGGGGAAAUCACGAAAGUCUCAUGGCUAAAGGCGAGGGUCCCUAUUGGGCUCUUACCACCUCGCAACAAUUAUCAAUGGGUGAAAGCACAGGCGACUCAAUAGACACUUCAUCCGAAGUUACUGAAGUUGAAAAGAGGACUAUGGAUAUUAUGACACUUGACGAAAGCAAGGCCGAGAUUCGCGACAGCGAAAGUACUGUGGUCGAUGAGCCAAAACACAAGCCCAAAGGAAUACUUGGAAGCUUCGGCGCCUUACUUCUAGAGCAGAAGCCAUUUUGGCCCUGGUAUGUGUGGAUGUUGCUUGGCGCUGUGAUUGCUGGUGGAAGUCCACCAGUGCAGGCAUUCAUAUUUGCAGCACUCAUUUCAUCUUUCGCAUAUUGGGGCGAUGUACUAAUUGCAGUUACUGACUUCUGGUGUCUCAUGUUCGUUGCCUUAGCUGGUGCAGCUGGCAUUGGUUACUUUUCCCUCGGAUACUCUUCAACAGUUGUCUCUUUCUACAUCACUUCCACUUAUCGCCGCGAGUAUUUCGAGAAUAUUGUCUCCAAGGCUGUAUCCUGGUUUGAUGGGGAUGGUCGUUCAAUCGGUGCCUUGACCGGUAUCGUGGCCAGUGACCCCACGCAACUGCAACAAUUACUCGGAAAUAACAUGGCGUUCGCAUUCAUUUCAAUUUUUAGUGUCAUUGGAUGUUUGACGAUAUCUUUCUACUUCGGAUGGAAGCUUACCAUCGUCGCGUUAUCAUCAGCGAUGCCGUUGGCUGUCGCUGCCGGCUUCUUCCGCGUUCGGGUCGAAAAGAAGUUCGAGGCCAUGAACUUGAAAGUCUUCUCCGAAAGUGCCAAAUUCGCCACAGAAUCAAUCGGAGCUAUUCGGACUGUCACCGCACUGACUUUAGAAGACAGUAUCUCUCGUAGAUACGAAGAUUUGCUGGAUGCGCAUGUAACCAAAGCUUUCAAGCGGGCGCGAUAUGCAACUUUGGUCUUCUCGGCAAGUGAUAGCCUGUCAUUCUUGUGCAUGGCUUUCGUGCUAUGGUACGGAGGUACUCUACUGGUAGCAGGGGAGUACCAAACAUUCCAAUAUUUGGUCGUAUACAUAGCGGUAGUACAGGGCGCCACCGGAGCAGGUCAAUGGCUGAGUUUCGGACCCAAUAUCGCGCAAGCGACUGCAGCAGCAAACAGAAUCCAGGCCAUGAGAAAUAAAGAAGGUGGCGAUGGGCGAGGAAUCACUUUGGACGAAGUAGUAGAUGAAGAAAAACAAGGUGUUAAGAUUGAACUACGCGAUGUGUGGUUCAGAUACCCAACACGGGAUGUCCCGGUAUUGAACGGGUUGAGCAUGACUAUUGAAAGAGGUCAAUUCGCCGCCGUCGUCGGGCCGUCUGGCUGUGGUAAAACUAGUGUCAUAUCGUUAUUAGAACGGUUCUACAACGUCAAGUCCGGAAGCAUCACAUAUAACGAUAUCGAUAUUGAUAAUAUAGAUCUAAGGGACUACCGGAAGACAAUAUCGCUGGUAGCCCAGGAGCCAUCCCUUUUCAACGGCACUAUCCGAGAAAAUAUUCUUCUCGGAGUGGAUCCCGACUCAAUUUCUGCCGGGGAACUAGAACAAGUAUGCCGUGAUGCGGAGAUUCACGACUUCAUUAGCUCCCUGCCAGAAGGGUACAACACAAAAGUAGGCAUCAAAGGAAUACUACUAUCCGGUGGCCAGAAACAGCGAAUUUCGAUUGCGAGAGCUCUCAUCAGAAAUCCUCGCCUCUUACUCUUAGAUGAAGCAACCUCUAAUCUCGACUCCCAUACAGAGAAGCUUGUCCAAUCUGUCUUUGAGAAGACGAAAAAGAAUAGGACUAUGAUCGUUGUUGCACAUCGGUUAGCCACCAUUCAGAACGCCGACGUUAUCUUUGUCCUAGGUGACGGGCAAGUUCUGGAGUCGGGCACCCAUAUUGGGCUCCUCCAGAAAAGGGGUGUGUACUAUGGCAUGUGUCAAGCACAAGCCUUAGAUAGGUAA